CUAGCCGAGAUGCCCCGACAGUUCCCAAAGCUGAACAUCUCGGAGGUGGAUGAGCAGGUGCGGCUCCUAGCAGAGAAGGUCUUUGCUAAAGUUCUCCGAGAAGAAGACAGCAAAGAUGCAUUGUCACUCUUCACUGUGCCUGAGGACUGUCCUAUUGGGCAGAAUGAGGCCAAGGAGAGGGAGCUGCAGAAGGAACUGGCAGAACAACAGUCUGUGGAAACAGCUAAAAGGAAGAAAAGUUUCAAGAUGAUUCGAUCCCAGUCUUUGUCACUGCAAAUUCCACCUCAGGAUUGGAAGUCACCACCGGCCAAUCCUGUCCUGUCUCCUGCCACGCCUGUUCUUCCAAGUGCUCUUCUGCCACCCCAAGUGCCAUAUGAUGUACCAGAAUUCCAGAGAGUUUCAAUUAGUGGGGACUACUGUGCAGGGGUUACAGUCGAUGAUUAUGAACAGGCUGCCAAGAGCCUGGUGAAAGCUCUUCUGAUCCGGGAGAAGUACUCGCGCCUGGCCUACCAUCGCUUCCCCAGAACCACGUCUCAGUACCUGUGCAGCAUGCGCCACGAGAAGUGGAGGCUGGAGGAUGAAGUGUCUCCAGAUUUCCAUUCGCCCCCAGAAGAGAAUGAAGAUCCUUACAAUCUUGAUGAUGCUCCAGACAAUCUGGACUAUGUUAUCAAGCUCAAAGGUGGCAUUCCCUUCGUUUAUGACAGCAAAGAGAUGAUGGAACUCAACGAGCCUCGGAGCUUGCCCUACCCUGACCUGGAGACCUACACCCUCGACCUCAGCCACAUUCUUGCUCUAAUUGCAGAUGGUCCAACAAAAACAUACUGUCAUCGGAGGCUUAACUUUUUAGAAUCCAAGUUUAGUUUACAUGAGAUGUUAAACGAAAUGUCAGAAUUCAAAGAACUGAAGAGUAAUCCCCACCGAGACUUUUAUAAUGUGAGAAAGGUGGAUACUCAUAUCCAUGCUGCUGCUUGCAUGAACCAGAAGCACCUGCUGAGGUUCAUUAAGCACACCUAUCAGACCGAGCCCGACAGGAUUGUGGCAGAGAAAAAAGGCAAGAAGGUUACUUUAAAGCAAGUCUUUGAAAGCCUCCACAUGGACCCCUACGACCUCACUGUGGACUCUUUAGAUGUCCAUGCAGGUCGUCAAACAUUUCAUCGCUUUGACAAAUUCAAUUCCAAGUACAACCCAGUUGGUGCCAGUGAGCUGAGGGACUUGUAUUUGAAAACUGAGAACUAUAUUGGUGGUGAAUAUUUCGCUCGUAUGGUCAAGGAAGUAGCCCGUGAACUAGAAGAAAGUAAGUACCAGUAUACAGAACCCCGCUUAUCCAUUUAUGGACGGUCUCCAGAUGAAUGGCUGAACUUGGCAAAAUGGUUCAUUAAGCAUAAAGUUUAUUCCCCUAAUAUGCGCUGGAUAAUUCAGGUUCCCAGAAUCUAUGACAUAUUUAGGUCUAGAAAUAUACUGCCUAGUUUUGGGAAGAUGUUGGAGAACAUCUUUGUACCUUUGUUUGAAGCCACGAUAAAUCCCAAAGACCACAAAGAACUGAACCUAUUCCUCAAAUAUGUGACUGGCUUUGACAGUGUUGAUGAUGAAUCCAAGCACAGUGGCCAUAUGUUCUCUGACAAGAGCCUUAACCCUGACCUCUGGACCAGUGAGAAGAAUCCCCCCUAUAGCUAUUACUUGUAUUAUAUGUAUGUGAACAUCAUGUUGCUGAACAACCUUAGGAGGGAACGAGGCAUGUGUACUUUCCUGUUUCGCCCUCACUGUGGAGAAGCUGGUUCUAUCACUCACCUCGUCUCAGCCUUCCUGACAGCAGACAACAUCUCUCAUGGGUUGCUCCUCAAGAAGAGUCCUGUCCUCCAGUACCUCUAUUACCUUGCACAAAUACCCAUUGCUAUGUCUCCACUUAGCAACAACAGCCUUUUCUUGGAGUACUCCAAGAAUCCCCUGCGGGAGUUUCUGCACAAGGGCCUGCACGUGUCUCUCUCCACAGAUGAUCCCAUGCAGUUCCACUACACGAAGGAAGCUCUCAUGGAGGAAUAUGCUAUUGCAGCCCAGGUGUGGAAGCUGAGUACCUGUGACUUGUGUGAAAUUGCCAGGAACAGUGUGCUGCAGAGUGGGCUGUCAGACAAGGAGAAGCAGAAAUUCCUAGGGGUGAAUUACUGCAAGGAAGGGCCCGAGGGCAAUGACAUCCGUAAGACGAACGUGGCGCAGAUCCGAAUGGCCUUCAGGUACGAGACCCUGUGCAACGAGCUCAGCUUCCUGGCUGAUGCCAUGAGGACAGACAUCUCCACUCUGGCCAAGUAG
Acanthisitta chloris (rifleman) is the source of this 2304-nucleotide messenger RNA. RefSeq names its product adenosine monophosphate deaminase 3 (gene AMPD3). The record is from RefSeq and is a predicted model, not a curated record. Gene Ontology annotation, biological process: IMP salvage; AMP metabolic process. Lineage: Eukaryota; Metazoa; Chordata; Aves; Passeriformes; Acanthisittidae. The transcript has 14 exons. Gene Ontology annotation, molecular function: AMP deaminase activity. Gene Ontology annotation, cellular component: cytosol. The coding region runs from base 10 to 2304 and encodes 764 amino acids.